AUGCUAGAUACGCAGAUAUACACCGUUGAGGAUAACAACCUAGCGCUACUUCCUCAAGAAGGGAUGAUCAAGGAGAUCGUGACCGACGAUCCGCUCGAGCUAGAUCUGAUCCGCUCUGCGACAGACCACAGUGUCAUUAGCGUGGACGCGGACGGCUACGACAAGAUGCUUGACUCAGCCAAAAGCAUGGAGAGACUUAGCGAUACCUCUGGAGCAGUCGCUUCGAAGGGCGCUACUAAGCUGAGCACGCCACGCGAUGAUCCAUGGAGCGAACUGAAAGCUCAAAAGAUCGACCUCAAAUCACUCCCUACGGUGCUCUGGUACGCGUUCUUAGGGCCAAAUUCUACUUAUCCUGUUAUUGUGAAUUCUGAACUGAACAAUGUAGAAACAGCUAAACUCCUGUGUGAGCUAAGAAAAUACCGUAAGGCGCUAGGUUAUUCAUUAGCUGACAUUCAUGGCAUUUCACCCGAUCUUUCCAUGCAUAGAAUACACCUAGAAGAUGAAUCUAUGACUUCUAUAGAACAUCAGAGGAGGUUAAAUCCAAAUCUAAAAGAUGUUGUAAAGAAAGAGAUAAUGAAACUUCUAGAGACUGGUGUGAUUUAUGUCAUCUCUGAUAGUAAUUGGGUUAGCCCUGUUCAUGUAGUUCCUAAGAAAGGUGGAAUAACUGUAAUAACAAAUGAGAAAACUGAAUUGAUCCCUACUCGAACAGUAACUGGACAUCGCAUGUGCAUAGAUUUUCGCAAAUUGAAUGUUGUGACUCGCAAGGAUCACUUUCCAUUACCUUUCAUUGAUCAUAUGCUUGAACGAUUAGUUAACCACCCAUUCUAUUGCUUUUUAGAUGGUUAUUUAGGUUUCUUUCAGAUCCCUAUCCACCCGGAUGAUCAGGAGAAGACGACGUUAACGUGCCCAUACGGCACGUUUGCAUACAGGAGAAUGUCAUUCGGCUUGUGCAAUGCUCCUGAGAUCUUUCACCGUUGCAUGAUGUCUAUUUUCACUGACCUGAUUGAGGAUAUAAUGGAGGUUUUCAUGGAUGAUUUCAGUGUCUAUGGAAGCUCUUUUUCUGUUUGUUUAAAAAACUUGUGCAGGGUAUUGCAGUGCUGCAAGGAGAAGGAUCUAGUGCUGAACUGGGAGAAGUGCCACUUCUUGGUUAAGGAUGGGAUUGUUCUCGGGCACAAGAUCUCUGAGAAGGGGAUCAAGGUCGACAAGGCAAAGAUUGAAGUCAUAAUGAGCCUGCAACCACCAACAUCAGUCAAGGGGAUAAGGAGUUUCCUGGGGCACGCGGGUUUUUAUAGGAGAUUCAUCAAGGAUUUCUCAAUGAUCGCGAGACCACUCAUGAGACUGCUCUGCAAGGAUACCAGAUUCGAGUUUGACAGGGGAUGUUUAACGGCAUUCCACACGAUCAAAGGAGCCUUCAUCAGUGCCCCGGUCGUUCAGCUUCCGGACUGGGAUUUACCCUUCGAGAUCAUGACUGAUGCUAGGAAUGAGAAGCGAAAAUUUCUAAGGGAUGCAAGACUCUACUUUUGGGAUGAACCGUUCCUGUAUCGACACUGCAAGGAUGGACAUUCAAAACCCGUCUCCAAGAUCUUGAAAGCUGGUUUCUGGUGGCCAACAAUGUUCCGAGAUGCACAAGCUUUCAUCUCCAAGUGCAGUUCAUGCCAAAGACAAGGGAACAUUAGCAAGCGGAACGAGAUGCCCCAGAACUUCAUACUCGAGAUCGAAGUGUUUGAUUGUUGGGGGAUCGACUUCAUGGGACCAUUCCCACCAUCGUACAAGAACGAGUACAAUAUAGUGGCAGUGGAUUACGUUUCCAAGUGGGUAGAGGCAAUCGCCAGUCCUACUAAUGACGCGCGGGUUGUAACCAAAAUGUUUAAAACCAUCAUUUUUCCUCGGUUUGGAGUACCUCGAGUGGUCAUAAGUGACGGAGGCGCACACUUCAUCAACAAGGUUUUCCAAGGGCUCUUGAAGAAGAACGGUGUCAAGCACAAAGUUGAUACAGCAUAUCACCCCCAAACAAGUGGCCAAGUGGAAGUGUCUAAUAGGGAGAUCAAGAGCAUCCUGCAGAAAACGGUCGGAGCUACACGCAAGGCCUAUAAAACGCCAUUAGGGACCACUCCAUAUCAUCUGGUCUAUGGGAAGGCUUGUCACCUCCCUGUGGAACUCGAGUACAAGGCGGCAUGGACUGUCAAACUACUCAACUUUGAUAUCAAAUCAGCCAGGGAAAGGCGUUCCAUACAGAUUCACGAACUUGAAGAAAUCAUGCACCUGGCUUAUGAAAGCACGAAGAUCUACAAGGAAAAGACCAAAGCCUAUCGUGAUAAGCGGAUCAUCUGCAGAAACUUCGAACCAAAUGAUCGAGUUUUGCUUUUCAACUCCAGGCUGAAGCUCUUCCCUGGAAAGUUGAAAUCUAGGUGGUCCGGACCUCUCACUGUCAAGGAGGUCAGACCGUAUGGAGCCGUGGUGCUACUGGAUCCGAAUGGAGGGGAAUUCUUCGUAAAUGGUCAGCGUCUUAAGCUAUACAUGGCUGAUACGAAAAUUGCAGCAGGGGAAGAAAUCCCCUUAGGCGAUCCAUCCCCAUCUCAAUAG
Brassica oleracea var. oleracea is the source of this 2583-nucleotide messenger RNA. RefSeq lists its product as uncharacterized. The record is from RefSeq and is a predicted model, not a curated record. Bases 1 to 2583 code for a protein of 860 amino acids. The transcript is spliced from 4 exons. Lineage: Eukaryota; Viridiplantae; Streptophyta; Magnoliopsida; Brassicales; Brassicaceae. Gene Ontology annotation, biological process: DNA integration. Gene Ontology annotation, molecular function: nucleic acid binding.